AUGGAGCCGUCAAAUGGAGACACAGCUCGCCCUGAGGAGGAUAUCAAGGCUCCAGAGGGUAUGGUAGUUCCUCCUAAGGAUAUCCGUUCGAUUGUCGAGAAAUCAGCAACCCAUGUCGUUCGCAAUGGACCCGAGUUCGAAAACCGUGUUCGCAAGGAGUUGAACAACUACAAGUUCUCUUUCUUGAUACCAGGAGACCCUUACUACACCUACUACAAAUGGCGCUGCGACGAGAUCGCAGCCGGCCGCGGAGCAGACGUGACAGCAGGCCGAGCCGAGACAGUCGCCGCGCAACCCGAAAAGCCCAAGGGGCCGCCAGAACCGACACCAUUCUACUUCUCGGCGCGCAUGCCUAUCCUCAAUGCGCAGGAUCUUGAUGUGGUCAAGCUUACGGCCUUGUUUGUGGCAAAGAGGGGGAAAUCGUUUACGACUGCGCUGUCGCAGCGCGAGGCGAGAAAUUUCCAAUUCGACUUCUUACGGCCACAGCACAGUCUUCACUCAUUCUUCACACGACUGGUUGAUCAAUACACCAUUCUCUUUCGCACCGAAGGAAUCGACGAGGCGACAACAGUCACGAAAAGAAUCGCCGAGCUCGAAAAGAAUGUGCAGAACAAGUUCAACGUCAUGGAGCGCGCCAAGCAGCGAGCCGAAUGGGUAAAGUUCCAACAGAAGCAAAAACAAGAGAAAGAAGAGCAGAGCGAGAAAGAGCGGUUGGAAUAUGCACAAAUCGACUGGCACGACUUCGUCGUGGUGGAAACCGUGGAAUUCACCGAACACGACGAGCACGCGGAAUUGCCACCCCCAACAUCCGCCAACGACCUGCAAUCCGCCUCCCUCGAGCAGAGAGCAGCCCUAUCCCUCAGCAGACGCCGCAUCGAGGAAGGAAUGCCCGCAGACCUCGAAUCACCCAUCUACUACAACGCCACCGCCCCUAUGCCAUCCCCACAACCCUCCGUCUCACCCUACCAAGCCGGCCCCUACCAACCACCAGGCCAAUACACCAACCCCGAAGAAGACCAACGCAUCCGCGAGCGCAUGCAAGCCCGCGAUGCCGCCGCCGCCGCCCAAGCAGCCGCCCAAGCCGUCCCCGGCCAACAGCCAAUGCGCAUCCGCUCCGACUACGUGCCACGCGCCCAAGCCCGCCGCCAACAAGCCCAGAUGGCCAUCUGCCCGUACUGCAACCAGAAAGUGCCCUCCCCCGAGCUGGACGAACACAUCCGUAUCGAGCUUCUGGAUCCGCGCUGGAAAGAGCAGCGCGCAAAGGCGGAAUCCCGCAGUGCAACGACAAAUCUUUCUACCGUCGAUGUCGUCAGCAACCUCAAGCGUCUGGCGAGUCAGCGCAGCGAUGUCUUCGAUUCUUCGCCUGUUGAUCCCGAGGAGGAGGCGAGGAGAAAGCGUAUGGCGUUGCCGGGUGAUGGCUCGGCUGGGCCGCAGAAUCCGAAUCAGCCUAGUACGAAUAUCGAUGAUCAGCUUAGACAUAUUCAGCAGCUUGCGAAACGGUGA
Messenger RNA from Penicillium bovifimosum, 1503 nucleotides. RefSeq names its product SURP domain-containing protein. The record is from RefSeq and is a predicted model, not a curated record. The transcript has a single exon. Lineage: Eukaryota; Fungi; Ascomycota; Eurotiomycetes; Eurotiales; Aspergillaceae. Gene Ontology annotation, cellular component: U2-type prespliceosome; U2 snRNP; catalytic step 2 spliceosome. Gene Ontology annotation, molecular function: RNA binding. Bases 1 to 1503 code for a protein of 500 amino acids. Gene Ontology annotation, biological process: regulation of alternative mRNA splicing, via spliceosome; mRNA cis splicing, via spliceosome.